Molecule: messenger RNA, 2324 nt
Organism: Sclerotinia trifoliorum
Lineage: Eukaryota; Fungi; Ascomycota; Leotiomycetes; Helotiales; Sclerotiniaceae
Source: the annotation of a GenBank genome assembly
UUUACUUUUCUUGCUUCGCUUUGCUGUCGUUGAUAUAACAUUUACAUGAUACUUCUUCUCGUCAAACUAUGAGCAAACACGAAUCUUGAUAAAAUAUAUGUAUAAUAAUCUUACUAGAGAAUGCAUCAUUGAUGUUGGAUUUGUGAAGGUAAGAUCUCAUAAUGCAUCCUUUCAUUAGCACGCUCUAGCGAAUCUGGGCCUUUAAUCGCGAAAUCCUUGAGCUUCAUUUGAUCUCAGUUAACCAUCCCACUUCAAAAAAAGUCGAACUCAAUGCCGUUUGUAAUCCCGUCUUAGAACAACUCUUCUCUUUAAAUUCUAUCAACUCUGUGGCAAAUGUCAAAGUUCACAAAUACAUCUUGAGUCUUCUUUCAACAACCUAUCAACAAUGGCAUCGCAUCAGCUUGCCAUAGCGAAAGCAUCGUUUUCUGCAAGUCUCCUUCGACGCGAUCCAACGCCAGUAUCAAGAGAAGCUAUCGCAGAAUUUCAUAGCCAUUUGAACAGCGUCAUAUUGCAAUGCUCGUCAAUAAAUGUCCAGGUUUGAUCAUACACUCUAAUGGAUAUAACUAUGCGAUAACUAAAUCGUGCUCGAGGAUAGAAAUGCAAGCAAUGGAUAUUGGAGCACAUUGUACAAUCUACAGCAAGAUUCACAGCACUGGGAAAAUAUUUAAUCGUAUUUGCGACAUCAUUCACAAAAUCUUCAAACGGCGAACCUUCGAUCAAGCGCAAGCGCAUGCAUAUACUCUACCUUCUCAAUGACAUCCUUUACCAUUGCAAAUACCGAGCCAACGAUGCAUCUGUUUGUGGCAAGAUCCAACCUGUAUUGGUCAGUCUACUCGGAAGCACAGCAUCGUUUAAAGAUUGUCCGAAGCACCAGCAAAAGAUUCAAGAUUUACUUGAUAUAUGGCAGGAAAAAGGAUAUUAUUCCAACGAAUACAUCGGAAAGCUGCGUGAAGCUGCCAAAAUCGCUUCAGAGGUCGGGCAAUUCACCGAAGAAUUGAUUGGGUCUACGGAAAAUGGAGAGCAAGGACUUGGACCGAAGUUAACCAAGACCGCACCAUUUGUUAUGCCAGCAAUGCAUGGAGAGGCAUCGAUGCCCUGGUUCGACUUGCCCGCUGGAAAUUUGAUGCCACAUAUCGUUCCAAACUCAACCAGACCAAUAAAUCCAGACAUGGUCAAGCCAUUACAGUUUGUUGCCGGACCCGCGGAUGAAGAACUUGUCAUCGCUGUGAAGGCUCUUCUAGAUGAUGUUCAAACUAUCUUUGGUGCAGAUCCUAGCCAAGAUGAAAGAAAUGUGUGUGAUGUGGACGAACUCGGUCAGCCAAUUAUCCUGGACGAGAUUACCGGCGAAAUAAUCGAUGGAGAGGGUUACUAUGGGUGGUCGAGAGUAUUUUGUGAGAAGAUGAAGAGACGGCGCAAGGGACUCGAACCUAUUAGUGAGCGCGGCCAACGCAGUCAAAGUAGAAGCUUGAGUCCGCAGAGAAAACGGCGUCAUAGUGAAUCAGAGGGGUCCGAGGAAAGCUCCAGGAGUCGCCGGCGACGACGCUCAUACAGCUCUUCGCGCUCGCCAUCCCCUGAUUACGAAAGAAAUGCCAAGCACAAUGAAUACUCUAGAUCAAAUUCAACGGGCAGGCGACAAGAUUAUGGAUCGGGCGACAAUGGGAAAGAUUAUGGCGAAGACGACUCUCCCGAUCGACCUACAGGAAACACAGACCUACAAAUGCCUGAGACUUACAAUGUGGCCGUACCUGCCCAACAGAGCGGUUUUCCCUCAAAUCAAACAUAUACGAAUCCACCACCAAUGCCGUAUCAGCCGUACCAGCAAGGCUUCAUUCAAGCAUUCCCUCCAAACCUUGCUCAAUAUCAAGGUUCAAUGCCAUGGCCACCGCCUCCUCCUCCAGGACAUCCACCAUUCCCAAACAUGCCUUUCAACCCUGUUAAUCCACAAUGGCCUCCACCACCUCCUCCACCCAACUUUCCUUCAAAUUACCAACAAACUGCGGGAGGCUAUCCUGGGCCCACAGGUUGGCAACCGCCGGCACAGGGAGGUCAAGGAAGAGGCUACCACAGAGGAUGGAACAGUUCCUAUGGAGGGCAAGGCAGGGGUGGCAGAGGAAAUUUUAGGGGAAGAGGUUGGUCAUGAAGUUUACAUACACGCAUUCGGCGGUUUUUCUGUUGAGAGAAAGAAUGUGGCUAUAUGAGUUCCCCCCACGCGUCGUCAUAAAAAGCGGAGUAUCUUGCCACAAAAAUUAAUAGCACUUAUUAAAGUUAUACGAAAAAAAAAAGAAUAUUGGUUGUAUUUCCUCCUUGUGCAACCGCAUCUAACC